Molecule: messenger RNA, 577 nt
Organism: Selaginella moellendorffii
Lineage: Eukaryota; Viridiplantae; Streptophyta; Lycopodiopsida; Selaginellales; Selaginellaceae
Product: probable histone H2A.3
Exons: 2
Coding region: 56-469 (137 amino acids)
Cellular component (GO): nucleosome
Molecular function (GO): protein heterodimerization activity; DNA binding; structural constituent of chromatin
Source: RefSeq, a predicted model, not a curated record
GGGGGAUUCACUCCCAAGAAGGAAACGAUCGAUUCGAGAGCGCGUAGGGUUUGCCAUGGCUGCUGGAGGGGGAGGUCGGGGUAAAUCCGCCGGGAAGAAGGCUACUUCGAGGAGUUCCAAGGCCGGAUUGCAGUUUCCAGUGGGUAGGAUCGCCAGAUUUCUCAAGGCGGGCAAGUAUGCCGAGCGCGUUGGCGCUGGAGCGCCAGUCUAUCUCGCCGCGGUUCUCGAAUACUUGGCGGCAGAGGUGCUCGAAUUGGCCGGGAAUGCGGCCAGGGAUAACAAGAAGAACAGGAUUGUUCCACGGCACAUCCAGCUCGCCGUGAGGAACGACGAAGAACUCUCGAAGCUCUUGGGCAGCGUCACUAUUGCUGCUGGCGGCGUGCUGCCCAACAUCCACAAUGUCUUGCUACCGAAGAAGACUGGCACUGGGAGCUCCAAGAAGGACGCCGCCGGAGACGAGAGCCCCUAAAUCGAUGGGAAGUUCGAUCGAUUCGGUCGAACUGGCACGAAGAACCCUAAAAAUUCUCUUCACGUGUACAUUAACUUGUACGGUAGGAAAUGCCGUAAUUAUUCUCCC